UUUGACACAUGUAUACUGAACAAUUUGUUUUUUAGGGAUCCGAGACAGAAGCGGCUGGCGGAGAAGCAGAAACAGCAGCAGAACUCGCAGAUUGGUGCGGUGCCUGAGAAGCUUAGCUUCAAAGAGAAAAUGAAAAUGUUUGCAAUGGAGACUGGCGAGGAUGGUACGCCACGGGAUAAAGUCAAAAUUUCGCGUGCCCAGCGUGAAAUUGACAACAUUAGCAGCCCACUUAAUUCCAACAGCAACAACAAUAAUAAUAACAACACCACCAGCGGCAAUAACACCAAUAACAAUAGGACCUAACCGUUGCAUUCUUUUCAGGCUCUUUAGCAAUUAAGGUAGAUCAGAUAUUUUUUGAGGUAUUUAGGAUGCUUGAAGAAAAGUUACGAUUAUGAAUCGUGUAAUUAAAGGAGCAUGAUAUAUAUGAAAAGGUAAUCUUUUUAGAAUUUAUAUAAUUUGAUUAAAAGACAACAC
Messenger RNA from Pogonomyrmex barbatus (red harvester ant), 474 nucleotides. RefSeq lists its product as uncharacterized. The record is from RefSeq and is a predicted model, not a curated record. NCBI's taxonomy places the organism in Eukaryota, Metazoa, Arthropoda, Insecta, Hymenoptera, Formicidae.